CUCGAGCACUCAGAACAACCGCAGUAUUCCUUCACCGCCUCGUCAAAUCAAGACACCAAACUCUCUACCGAGUGAUCGACCAUGGCGCAAUCCUAAGAAGAUGGCGACCGAAUACGCGAACCGCAGACGCCUCGACCUGCGACACGGUGAUUCCCAUUUCAUUCCCUUACACUGUUCCAUCCGUUUUCGAACCACAAUCCAGAGCAACCCACAGAGCCAGCCAUGGCCGACGCAUCUAUCCCAACGCCGACCCAGGAGGAGUCAAAGGUGUCGCCGGCGGAAUUGAAGAAGCGAGCCAAGGCCGAGAAGCAAGCACGGAGGGCGGCGCAAAAGGAGCAGCAAGGCGUGGUGGUGAAUGGGGAUAACCUGGCGGCCCAGGCAACAGAAGCUGCGCCGUCCACACCUUCACAACUUCCCAAGGUAGAUCGACCGCCGAAGGCACAGCAGCAGCAGCAAAAGCAGCCCAAACCCAGCAGCUCCUCUCAGCCACAAGCAAUGCCGGUGCGCCAACGACCAUCUCAAAGUGGUGCGCCGAAGCCCAUUCUCAAAAAAGACGCCCCCAAGGAAGACCACAAGCAAGUGGAGCUGUUCAGCCAUCUCUACACCCAAUCCCGGCAUCACACCUUUGACGGCGUUUCGAAGGAUGUUCAUCCCGCCGUCCUCGCCCUCGGCUUUCAAAUCAGCAGCUACGAAAUCUGCGGCAGUAGUGCACGCUGCGUGGCAAUGCUGCUGGCAUUCAAGGAAGCCAUCCAGGCCUACACCACCCCCACUGGCACCUCUCUCGCGCGACAUCUCACCCAGCAUUACCUCUCCCCUCAGAUCGACUUUCUCAAAACAUGUCGUCCCAUUUCUGAAUCAAUGGGCAACGCGAUUCGCUGGCUCAAGAAGCUCAUUGUCGAAAUCGACCCGAAUACGCCGGAGCAGGAAGCGAAGGAUGACCUAUGUGAAUUGAUUGAUGCCUUCAUCAGAGAGCGCAUCAUCGUUACCGAUCAAGCUAUUGCUGCUUCGGCCAGCCGUCAAAUUAGAGAUGGGUCGGUGGUGCUCACAUUUGCGAAGAGCUCGAUUGUCGAAAAGACGAUUCUUCAGGCGCACGCAAAUGGUGUGAGCUUUCGAGUGGUGGUUGUGGAUUCGCGGCCACUGUUUGAAGCGAAGAGCCUCGCCACCUCUCUGAUGCACGCCGGGUUGGAAGUGGAGUAUCUCCCCUUCUCCGCCAUCUCCCACGCUGUGAAGCAGGCCACCCUGGUCUUGUUGGGGGCUCAUUCCAUGCUCGGAAACGGCAGGCUGAUGUCUCGCAUCGGCACAGCAGGCAUCGCGAUGCAGGCGGCCAAAGCGGACAUUCCGGUGAUUGUGUGUUGCGAAUCGGUCAAGUUCAGUGGAAAGGUUGCGCUGGAUAGCAUUGUCCUGAACGAAGUGGCGCCUGCUGAAGAACUGCUGCUACGGCAAGUCGCCAAGCAGAGUGAUAUUCCCGAAGAGGACGGCAGCAAGGGCAAACCCUCGGAUGACGCGAAGAGCGAAGCGACAAAGGUCAAGACGAUGGCGGAUUGGAAGGAUAUCACCAAUCUGCAGGUUCUCAAUCUGAUGUACGAUGUGACGCCGGCCGAGUAUAUUCGCAUGGUCAUCUGCGAGUACGGCAGUCUCCCGCCCAGCUCGGUGCCGGUGGUGCAUCGGUUGGCGAACGAGGGCAUGUAACGGUGGGGUAUUCACGAUAGUUCAAUACAGCA
This is a messenger RNA of Neohortaea acidophila, 1721 nucleotides long. RefSeq lists its product as uncharacterized. NCBI's taxonomy places the organism in Eukaryota, Fungi, Ascomycota, Dothideomycetes, Mycosphaerellales, Teratosphaeriaceae. Bases 223 to 1689 code for a protein of 488 amino acids. The record is from RefSeq and is a predicted model, not a curated record. The transcript has a single exon.